Podarcis lilfordi (Lilford's wall lizard) is the source of this 7893-nucleotide messenger RNA. The record is from the annotation of a GenBank genome assembly. Lineage: Eukaryota; Metazoa; Chordata; Lepidosauria; Squamata; Lacertidae.
AUGCAGCAGCAAAAAAGGCAGCCAGAGUUAGUGGAAGGAAACCUUCCUGUCUUCCUAUUCCCCACGGAGCUUAUAUUUUAUGCGGACGACCAGUCGACCCAUAAACAGGUGUUGACUCUCUAUAACCCCUAUGAAUUUGCCUUAAAAUUCAAAGGUGCGUCUCAGGUACAAUUCUAUUUAAGGGUUUGCUUGGGGAGGAGGGAUUGUCUCAACUUCCUUUUAUUUGCUUUCUGACCUGCCUUUUGCCUGAAGGUCCGUGGGUGGGUUACAAGAACUUGGGAGUCCGGAUAAGGCAUGGCCCAACCUGGCCUUCCAGCUGUUUUGGGACAACAACUCCCAUCACCCCUAGCUAACAGGACCAGCGGUCAGGGAUGGUGGGAAUUAUAAUCCCAAAACAGCUGGAGGGUUGGAGUUCGGUCGUUCCCGAUGUUGAGCUUCGCUUCUGUGCCAGUUUUCCUUGCAAUUGGCUGACAUCGGAUGACGGCCCCUUUUCUUUUCUUUCAGUUCUUUGCACAACCCCAAAUAAAUAUGUCGUGGUCGAUGCAGCGGGCGCGGUGAAGCCUCAGUGCUGUGUUGACAUGUGAGUAAAAAGCUGGUUUUUGGUUUGUUGCUUUGUAAUGAAUAGCAACCACUAAGCUGCCUUCCAGAGGCCAUUCGUUAAUUUAUUAGAUGCGUAGUCCACCCUCAUCAAUACAUCUCAGGGUGGGGAAAUCAAAAAAUUAAAAAAUUGUCCAGUGGCACCUUAGGAACCAACUCAGUUUGUUCUGGGUCUAAGCUUUACGUCGGCAUGUGCCCUUCUUCAGAUACACAGAAACCAAAGUCUAGUAUGAAAGAGGCCUCCCAGCGUUCUCACAGGCCCAUAUAAGGCAGUUGGGCCUGACGAGCGUUUACUGUUCCCAACCCUAAUCCUGCGGAAAGCCAUCUAAUUGGAUUUGAAUUUGAUCCUGACUUGUUUUCAGGAGGUAAUUUCGUUAUUGCUUGAUUUUAUACCAGUGUUACAUAUUUGGUGUUAGCCUCCCUGAGCCCAGGUUCGGACGGGGAGGGCGGCAUACAAAUAAAAGUUUAUUAUUUAUUUUUAUUAACCAGACCCUGAUAGAUAGUGGGAGGGUGGGGUAGGGUUUUCCCCCAAAGGGUAGUAGCACUCAAUGGGUAUGGUCAACCUGUGGGCGACUGUGAACGACUGCAAUUAGUCCGACAGGACCUGACCCUGUGCUCCGGGGACCAGUGUGGCUGGCAUAGCACUGGGUGGACGUGGUCAGCAGGGGACCGAUCCACUGUCCCUUGGACCUUGUGGGGGGCCAGACUAGAUAGGGGGGAUGAAUGAAUUCCUAUUCCCCACAAACAACCCAGAGAUGCAUUUUAAAUAAAAGGGCAUAUUCUACUCAUGUAAAAACACGCUGAUUCCUGGACAGUCCGUGGGCCAGAUUGAGAAGGCGAUUGGGCCGGAUCCAGCCCCUGGGCCUUAGUUUGCCUACCCAUGGUAUAAAGGAAUACAAUAUUGAUCUAGGAAAGAAAGUUUUUAUAAAACAUCGCAGAAAUAAAAUGAUACAACACGCUUAUGAGAAAGGGAAAAAACAUGGAGAGGAUGGGUAGUCAUAGGUUUGUGAAGAAACCCCAUAAUUGAAACUGUAUGUAUCUUUUGAGAUCACCGAUAGCUUUACAGUGGUACCUUAGUUUACGACAGGCAGAGGCAACCUUGGCACUCCAGCUGCUUUGGGACUACAAUUCCCAUCAUCCCUGACCACUCAUCCUGUGAGUUAGGCAUCAUGGGAGUUGUAGUCCCAAAACAGCUGGAGGGCCUAGGUUGCCUAUGCCUGGUUUACGACCAUCAUCCGUUCCGGAGGUCCCUUCGUAAACUGAAAGAGGUCGUAACCCAAGGCAUGCUUUUGCCAAUGGGGCCUCCAAAAACGGGUCAUUGUCCAAAACAAUGUGUUCGCCAACCAAAAAAAUUGUUUGUAAUAAAAAACCACGGGUUGUAACCCGAAAAAGGUUCGCAAACCGGGACGUGCACGUCUGGGUUUGAAUCGAUCGUCAUUCAAAACUGUCGUAAGCUAGGUUGUUCACAAACCAAGGUACUAAUAGAAAUAAUUAUGACAACUUGUUGUGCAUAUAUAAAUAAUGAGCUGCUUAUAAAUAUUAGAAGUAAGUCUAUUUAGUAUGGAGAUGACAGGCUUCCUCAACCUUGGCCCUCCAUGUUUUUGGCCUACAACUCCCAUGAUCCCUAGCUAGCAGGACCAGUGGUCAGGGAUGAUGGGAAUUGUAGUCUCAAAAACAUCUGGAGGGCCGAGGUUGAGGAAGCCUGAGAUAAGGUAAAUAGGGUGAUUUAGAAAUGCGGAGAUAAAAGUGAUUGCAUAUGGUAGUCAGGGAGGAGAACGGGAGAAAGUCAAAGCUCAAUUUGAGCAAAGAUAUAUGUGAUGAAGAAAUUUUAUUUGGUUGUUUGUUAUAAAGCAGGCAUCCCCAACCUUUGGCCCUCCGGAUGUUUUGGACUGCAAUUCCCAUCAUCCCUGGCCACUGGUCCUGUUAGCUAGGGAUCAUGUGAGCUGUAGGCCAAAACAUCUGGGGAGCCGCGGGUUGGGGAUGCCUGUUAUAAAAUAAAAAAGAAAAUUUAAUAAACAUUGUAUUAAAACAAAAAAAGAGCAAUAACGCGUUAAAAAAGGAAAUGUGGCCAUUCACGUCCUCCUCCCAUUACAGCGUGAUCCGUCACAGAGAUGUCCGACCUUGCCACUAUGGCGUGAUCGACAAGUUUCGGCUCCAGGUCUCAGAGCAGAGCCAGAGGAAAGCGCUGGGGAGGAAAGAGGUCAUCGCCACUCUGCUUCCAGCAGCGAAAGACCCGAAGGAAGAGGAGGAGAAGAGGAUCACAGCACAUCUGGCAGAGAGCGUCUUUUUCGAGCAGGCUUUGUGCCAGCCAGGUAGUUGGAUGGUUGGAACACCAUUGCUUUUUGGAGCUAUAGACCUGCCUCUUUAUCUAUUUAUUAUUAUUAUUAUUAUUAUUAUUACUACUACUACUACUACUACAGUGGUACCUUGGGUUACAUAUGCUUCAGGUUACAGACUCCGCCAACCCAGAAAUAGUACCUUGGAUUAAGGAGAAGAGAAACCGUGCAGCGGCAGCAGGAGGCUCCAUUAGCUAAAGUGGUACCUCAGGUUAAGAACAGUUUCAGGUUAAGAAUGGACCUCCAGAACGAAUUAAGUUCUUAACCAGAGGUACCACUGUAUUAUAUACCAGGGGUCAGCAAACUUUCAGCAGGGGGCGAGAGAUGCAUUUUAAAUAAAAGGGCACAUUCUACUCAUGUAAAAACACGCUGGUUCCCGGACCGCCCGAAGGCAAUUGGGCCAGAUCCGGCCCCUGGGCUGUAGUUUGCCUACCCAUGGCAGGGGCUGGCAAGUUUUCUUCAUGGUGGGCUGGUCCACUGUCCCUCAGACCUUGUGGGGGGCUGGACUAGAUUUUUUGAGGGGGGGGGAGAACGAAUUCCUACGCCCCACAAAUAAUCCAGAGAUGCAUUUUAAAUAAAAGGACACAUUCUACUCAUGCCGAUUCCUAGUCCCAGUCCACCGGAUUGAGAAGGCCAUUGGGCUGCAUCUGGCCCCCGGGCCUUAGGUUGCCUACCCUUGUUAUAUGCAUUUGUGAAUGUUUACUCAAACCCUGCCAAUGAGUCCAACUCUCCUUGUUGUCUCUUCAUAUAUAUCAUAAAUGGUUCCCAUUCUCUUUUAAAGUCUUUGUUGUCCCUCUCAUGUAAUUUAUCUGUUCAUUUUGCUAAUUCUGCAUAUUCCAUGACUUUCUCUUGCCGUUGUUCUUUCUUGGCUUUCUUCUGUCUUCCGAGCUGGGGCUAAUAGAAUCCUUGCUGCUGUUGUUUCACGCAUAAAUAAUUUCCAGUUGUCCUUUCUUAUUUCUUAUUUCUUUAAGCAUAUUUACAAGCAGACAAUAUGGAGGCAUUUCCCCACAUCUGCCGUAUUAAGCAGCUGGUCCCUUACCUCCCUUGUCCUGACCUCGCCACAGUGACCCAUGCAACGGUCACCCCCAGGCUUGAUUAUUGUAACUCGCUCUACGCAGGGUCACCCAGAAACCCCAGCGGGCAGAGAACGCCUUGGCGAGGUUCCUCACAGUGUCCCCGCUGCGGGACCACGUCCACCCAGCGCUGUGCCAGCCGCACUGGCUCCCAGUGGAGCACAGGGUCAGGUUUCAGGGGCUGGUUUUCACCUUUAAACUAGGCUUCCUCCACCUCAGCCCUCCAGAUGUUUUUGGCCUACAACUCUCAUCACCCCUAGCUAGCAGAACCAGUGGUCAGGGAUGAUGGGAUUGUAGUCUCAAAACAUUUGGAAGGGCCAAGGCUGAGGAAGCCUGCACUUAACCCCAAAAACCAAAAAGAGUAAAGGGAAAGGGUCAGAAAGAAAGAAAGAACUACACCCAUUUGACUUUUUAAUGUUUUAUUUGAGAAUAUUUACAAACAAACAAACAGGUACACACACUUCACCCCCAAAAACCAAAGACAGUAAAGGGAAAAGGUGAGAAAAAUAGAAAAGAUGGAGGAGCCCACCCAUUUGACUCCCCUCCAUCAGCACUUGUCACCUUGAGAGUCCUUUUAAGUUCUCAUUCCCAUUACGUAUUAUUUAUCACUGCAAUUACUUCCUUUGAUAGUAUGAUUACGGUGUAACAUCAAGUCACCUUACAAGCUUAACCUUCCUCUGCUUGUCAAUAUGAAGAGGAUGCCAGCAAGGUUGAACCUUUCUGUAAGGAAAAAAAGGAUUUUAUGAUUUGGGAAAAAAGGAAACCUUCCUCUGCUUGUCAAUAUGAAGAGGAUGAACUUUUCUGUAGUGUGUGUGUGUGUGUUUUAAAUCAAGUCUUACCUCCUGGCUUCUCCCUCCCCUGCCUAGGUGAGGAAGGGAGCUGGCUGAGCACCAUUUUCAGGAAUCCCUCUUUGGAGCCAGCCCUUUCGCACCACUCAUCUUUCCCCCGCCGCCCUGCCUACCCAUGAGAAGCGGCGGCAGCCCCUGGGAGGGUAAGCGUGGGGGAUGGGGAGGAGGACUACUUGCCCACCUCGCCUCUUCUUCCAGCUCCCACCCUCCCUGGUGCUGGUUCUCCGGCCCGCCCCAAAGUCUGAGGGACAGUGGACAAGCCUGCAGCAAAAAAAAAAUUUGCUGGCCCCUGCACCUAAUGGGAAGCUCAAAAGCUGAACCUGAGCAUCCCUCUCCCCGCUGGUGGUUUUUGGCAAUUGGUAUUCAGAGGAACACUGUUUUCCCCCAUUGGAGGUCGAACCUAGCCCAUGGGUAGGCAAACUAAGGUCCGGGAGCCGGAUCCAGCCCAAUUGCUUUCUCAAUCCAGUCGGCGGACCAUCCGGGAAUCGUGUUUUGACAUGAGUAGAAUGUGUCCUUUUAUUGAAAAUGCAUCUCUGGGUGAUUUGUGGGGCAUAGAAAUUUGUUCAUUUCCCCCCCCCCAACUAGUCCAGCCCCCCACAAGGUCUGAGGGACAGUGGACUGGCCCCCUGCUGAAAAAGGUUGCCAAUCUCUGAAGUCCUAGCCAUUCUGGCUGGGUGGAUUUGAUGGGAAGCCCAAUGUCAAUAAAAGCAAGAAUGUUUGAUGAAAUGAAAUGUUUAGGAAUGAAGUGGAUCUCAUUUGAACUUUUUGUUAGGGUGGGCAAGACUGUGAUCUACUCACAAAGUUAAAAACUAGCAGUGAUCUACCCCGGUUCAGGUCUAAGUUGUUGAGCUUUUUUCUUUGGGGGGAGCCAGUGAUGAUGAUGAUGAUUAAUUUAUACCCCACCCAUCUGGCUAAGUUUCCCCAGUCUAUCAAGUGUUAAAAACAAUACAGCAUUAAAUAUUAAAAACUUCCCUAAACAGGGCUGCCUUCAGAUGCUUUCAGAUUUACCUGUUGGACAUGCCUAUGUUAUACCAUUCAAAAAACUGUGGGCAAAAAAUAUAAAUUUUAUAGCAUGUUAUUUAAUAAGAGAAAAUUACCUGAAAAUGCACCAUAGGUGGUAUUUAGCACUGGAGAGAUUGGCUAAAAUGAACAGAUCGCUUAGUAAUAAGUGUUGGGAGAUGCACAAAGCAGAUUGGAACCUUCUACCAUAUGUGGUAGACAUGUUCAGAGAUCAGAAAGUUCUGGGACAUGAUCCAUGAAUAAAUAAAAAAGUUACUAAGAACUUCACAAAGUAAAAGACCAGAAACAUAUCUUUUGGGAAUAUUGAACAGUGAUAUUCCAAAAGAAAAAACUCAAUUUUUUCUGUAUGCAACAUCAGCGGCAAGAAUUCUAGUGGCUAAGUACUGGAAGGGUAACCAGGUACUGACCAAAGAGGAGUGGCUAUAUAAAUUAUGUAAAUAUUUGGAACUGGCCAAAUGGACGGAUAUAAUAAGACUAAAGCCAAUGAAUACAGUCCAGGAGGAAUGGAAUUGCUUGAAUGACUACUUAGAAAGACAAGGUUCAAAUGUAAAAAUUUGGCUGUGUCUAGAAUGACCUGGUGAAUGGAAAAGGGGAAAUAUACAUAUAUACACAUUUAUAUAUUCAGAUGAAAAUGAUACUGAAAUACAGAUAAAAUAUGAAAGGUGAAAGGAAGUGCUGUGAGAGUGAUGGAAGUCUAUUAUUAUUUUGUAAAUCAGUGUUUAUUGUAAUGAAAUAUGAUACUUUAUUCUUCUUUUCUGUCUACUUUUCUUUGCAUUUUUUCUUUUUCUUUAUUUUUUCUUUCUGUUUUAUUUGAUAUUAUUCUUUAUGUAUGGUUUUGUUUUGAUGUAUUUACUUUGCAAUAUAAUAAAGAUUUUUUUAAAAUGUUUUGUUAUUUACUAAAUUCAAUAAAGGGGGGGGGGGAGAGAAAGGAAAGGAAAGAAAUUGCCCCUUUCCAUAGUGUUAAAUGCCUUUUCCUUUUCCCAGAAAACAGAAUUGCCUCAUCGGGGCCGAGUUUGCUCACCGUGUUCCUCGGAAUCGUGUGCAUUGCGGCUCUCAUGCUUCCCACGCUGGGAGAAGGGGGUUCCCUUGUGCCUCUCUACCUCCACUUAAGUGUGAAUCAAAAGUUAGUAGCGGCGUACGUAUUAGGUACGUAUUAGGUACGCAUCUUUUUGUCGUCAUUUCGAAAUAGGAUUUGGAGCAGAGUGUAAAAAUGAAAAUGUGUAAAGAAACGUAAAAAACAACCCUAUAAUCGAGUCAUUGCGUGAGGGCCAUGUCAGCAAAUUGCAACCAGGGUGGAUCAAUGUUUUUUAAAAGCAAGUUUUUUAAAAUAGGAUUUUUUUAUUUAAAUCGGAUUUUGGAAAGAAAAUGCUUUUGGAGGAAGAAUCUUUCUAUAGUUUUCUGUUUAGGUUACAUUAUAGUCCAAAGCAGGCUUCCUCAACCUCAGUCCUCCAAAUGUUUUGAGACUACAAUUCUUUUUCUCUUUCCAAUCAAGUACAGCAGAAAAGCUGUCCAAAUGGAAACAGUCAACUUAUUAAACCUCACCAUCAUUUCAUCCUUAUCUGUCAAUGUAUUUCUUAUAGUAGAACCAAAUCAGUCAUUUUUGAUAGAACUGUAAAAACGACUCUGAAAAUUUACGAUUCCAAAAAGGAAACCUUCCUCUGCUUGUCAAUAUUAGGAGGAUGCCAGCAAGGCCGAACCUUUCUGUAAGGGAAAAAAAGAAAGAUUUAAAUCAAGUCUUACUGACUAGUGAUUUAACUGAUUGCAACUGAAAGUAAAUUUGAGCUCUCUGACAUUUCGGCAUUUGUAGAGAGAUGAGUUGUGUAUGUAAGAUAAGUUGUGUAUGUAAACCACGUUUCACAAAUAUUCACAAACGUGCUCCCAGUGAACAAGCUUUCAUGCGCAUGCGCCCCACCUAACAAAACUCUUGGUGUGGGUUAUUUCUCAAGUUAAGCCGAAAUAACUGGCUUUUUUCUUCUGAUUCUUGCAGGUCUCAUCACUAUGGUCAUCCUGAGAACAUGA